Molecule: messenger RNA, 1698 nt
Organism: Carya illinoinensis
Lineage: Eukaryota; Viridiplantae; Streptophyta; Magnoliopsida; Fagales; Juglandaceae
Product: protein MOS2-like
Exons: 1
Coding region: 211-1401 (396 amino acids)
Biological process (GO): mRNA splicing, via spliceosome
Cellular component (GO): spliceosomal complex
Molecular function (GO): nucleic acid binding
Source: RefSeq, a predicted model, not a curated record
UAUAGAAAAUAUAAUCUAAUCAGAGCCAAGAAUAGUGGCGGAGGAAACUUUCAUGUUCCGAUUAAAAAAAAACAAAAGGCCUUUUGCCUCAAAGACCGAACCAGUUCUUGAAUUGUCGGCCCAAAUUAGGCUCCUUCCUGUUGGUCGAAAAAGAAAAAAAGUAGUCUCUCUCUCAAUUUCUGAGUCUCCGUGUAUCUGCCCGACGAGACCAUGAAAUUCUCUCUGCAAUCAAAAUCCUCUUCUAAACCACCUAAACCCAUCAAACCCUCACAAAACAACUUCGACGACUCCAAAGACAACAGCAACGAUCGCGAAGACUCCAAGCGAUUGCAAUACAUCACCCAAUUCGACGCUUCCGAAACCCUAACCCGCAAAAAGGAAUCCAAGAAUCACGUAAUCGCCCCCAUCCCCAACGAAUGGAGGCCCCCCAAGCGGAUGAAGAACCUCGAACUUCCAAUCACCUCUCAAUCCGACGGCUCCGGCGCCCUCUCCUUCGAGCUCGAUUCCGGGACCUACUCCGUCGACGCCCACGAUUCCAAAAUCUCUUACGGCCUCAAUCUCCGCCAAAAAUCCGAUUCCAACGACGACGAUAACGAUCGUUCACGGUCUGAUCCUGUUCCGGUUGAAACCAUGUUGCUCGAGAAGCUGAAGAACGACCUCGAGAGGCUCCCAGAGCAUCGGGGCAUGGAGGAGUUCGACGAUGUUCCCGUGGAGGGCUUCGGCGCCGCCUUGCUCGCGGGGUACGGGUGGUACGAAGGGAGAGGGAUUGGGAAGAACCCCAAAGGGGAUGUGAAAGUGGUUCAGUACGAGAAGAGGACGGACAAGCAGGGCCUGGGGUUUCUGAGCUCCGCUGAGAAAGAGAAAGGAGAAUCUAAAGGGAAAAAUGGUGAUAGAGAACGGAGGUCUUCCAACGUUGGCAAAGACGGUCGGAGUUCGAAAGAAGAGGAUCGCGAACGUUUCAGGAAAUCUAAAGAAGAAGAACCAAGGUUUAGAGAACAAAGUAAAGAUUCAAAAAGGAAGAAGAAUCAAUCAGUAUCGUGGCUAAAGAGCCACAUUCGGGUCAGGAUAAUCAGCAAGGAACUCAAAGGAGGAAGAUUGUAUUUGAAGAAGGGGGAAGUUGUGGAUGUGGUUGGACCCACCACGUGUGAUAUCUCCAUGGAUGAGAGUAGGGAGCUAAUUCAAGGGAUCUCACAAGACCUUCUCGAGACUGCUCUGCCCCGCCGUGGGGGACCCGUGCUUGUUCUGUUUGGUAAGCAUGAGGGUGCGUACGGGAAUCUUGUCAAGAAGGAUUCGGAAGAAGAAACUGGUUUGGUUCAGGAUGCCAAUAACCACGAGUUGCUCCAUGUGCGGCUCGAACAAAUUGCCGAGUUCAUCGGGGAUCCCAGCUGUCUUGGAUAUUGAUGGUCGUUGAUUCUCUUGCUGACGCUCCAUUGUAUCCGCAGGUAUUUCCAACUAUCUCAAUUGCUUGGCCUUUGUUAUCUAUUGGCUAUCUGUACUCCGAAUGCUAUUUGGAAUCUGGGUGUAUCCAUGUUUUGUUCAUUGACUUCCUAUUUUUUCUGGCCUGAUGUGUUCGUCUGGAUAUGCCAAGUAAAUUUUUAGCUUAUUUAUAGAACUGUUAUCACCUCAUUACUCUAUAAUUUUGAAAUUCUAAAGAGAUGUUUGAUAUGGUUAUAUAGAAAGCUAAACUUGACUCUGAAA